Messenger RNA from Eruca vesicaria subsp. sativa (arugula), 863 nucleotides. Lineage: Eukaryota; Viridiplantae; Streptophyta; Magnoliopsida; Brassicales; Brassicaceae. The record is from the annotation of a GenBank genome assembly.
AGAACGUAUGAUGAUGAUGUUACCAGAAGCAUGCGUGGCUAAUAUUCUCUCCUUCACAACUCCUGGAGAUACAUUCUCGUCUGCGUCUGUCUCCUCAGUUUUCCAGCUCGCUGGAGACUCUGACUUUGUCUGGGAGAAGUUUUUACCCUCCGGUUACAGCCACGUCAUCUCUGCAUCAACUCAUCAGAACUUCUCCUCCAAAAAAGAGCUCUUUCGUUGUCUCUGUGAAUCAAUCCUAAUCGAUAAUGGCAGAAAGAUAUUCAAGAUUGAUAAGCUAUCUGGGAAGAUAACGUAUGUUUUGUCGGCAAGAGAACUUUCCAUAACUUGGAGUGAUCAACGACAUUACUGGUCUUGGAACCAUCGAUUAGAUUCAAGAUUUUCAGAAGCGGUCCAACUUAUAAUGACGGACUGGUUAGAAAUAAACGGAAAAAUCCAGACAGGAGCUUUAUCUCCGAACACGAGUUACGGAGCUUAUCUGAUCAUGAAAGUGACGAAACGAGCAUAUGGACUAGACUUAGUUCCGGCUGAGACUUGUGUAAAAGUGGGGGAAGGUGAAAAGAAAACAAAGAUGUGUUAUUUAAGUUGCUUGGAUGACAAGAAACAACUAAUGGAGCGGGUGUUUUACGGACAUAGAGAACAGAGGAUGGCCACGAAUGAGCCGAGGGUUAGAGACGACGGGUGGAUGGAGAUAGAGCUCGGAGAGUUCGAGAGAGGUGAGGAGGAAGACAAGGAGGUUGUUAUGAGUCUAACUGAAGUUAAAGGGUAUCAGUUGAAGGGUGGGAUUGUAAUUGAUGGAAUUGAAGUUAGGCCUAAACCAUAAAAGUGAGUGCCAAAUAUUUGGGUUUAAGCUAAUAAAUUGUCUU